Colletotrichum truncatum is the source of this 2502-nucleotide messenger RNA. NCBI's taxonomy places the organism in Eukaryota, Fungi, Ascomycota, Sordariomycetes, Glomerellales, Glomerellaceae. The record is from RefSeq and is a predicted model, not a curated record.
AUGGAAUCCAUUGUCCUCAACAACCCCAGUCAAUGGCCAACCUGGUAUAAGGUUUUCCAGGGUAAAGCCACCGACUUGGACGUCUGGGAGCAAGUGGAUCCCGGCGCCGAAAACCCCGAGAAGCGGAUGCCGAAGCCGGAGCCUCCGGCCUUCUCCGACUACAAGAAGAAAGGUAUACCGCGACAUACCCGCGGAUCAAUCAUCGAGGUGUCACAGACACCAGAUAUCGAAGAAGUUCGAUCGAACGAGACGGCUAGAAGCCUCCAAGACCUUGUCAAGGAGGACCGUGAGGAGUAUGUACAGCUCCGGAGCGACUACAACCAUGAUAUCCGUAUCUACGAGCGUGAAGCGGCUGCUCUACGAGAGCUCCGCAACUGGGUCCUAUCGACAGCAGCCGAGAAGUACGUCAAUGCGUGCUGUAAACCUACGGAGACCCUCCAAGCCUGGAUGGUCAAGCUGAAGGGCGUGGCCUCGAUCUCGAACAAUGAACAAAAGAGCGCCGCGCGUGAGGAGUACGAGAAGACCGUCAAGCAAGCGGCUACAAAGCGGAUAACCACGAAGGCCGAGAUCGAGAACUGGCUCGAGCAAUGGGAGGCCGUCAUUGCGAAGACCGCUAUUUCUGCGUUCUACGCUACGUUCGAGGCGAAGUUCUACGAGUCGGACAACCCCUCGAUUAGCGAGAUCUCUGCGGAAGUACGACGAUAUAUACGAAUCUACGCAGAUACCCUAUCGACAGGACCAAGAGCCUCAAGAGGUGCCUUUGCUACAACAAGAGAAGGACCCAAGGAGACCAUGCCUCGGAGUAUAACCAAGAAGCGACAUAGGGCCGCCGAUUCGCGGACCCAAAACGAGAUGCUAACGUGUCACGGAUGUGAUCUGCUACGAUACCUACUUGCCAACUGCUUCUACUGCUUCCCAGAGGAAGCGUAUGAAGGAUGGAGGCCUAGCAACGACAUCAUGAAGAAGGUCACCGAGCGUCUCAAGGCCGAUGACGACCUCGCGGACCGCGUGAAGAAGAUCCGAUUCGUCACGCAGGCGAAGCAGCGCCACACAUCGUUUACACCGCGCAAAAGACUCGCAGGAAGACCGUUCAGAUGGCACCAGAGACUGGGUCACCCGGGCGAGGGGGUGCUGGAGCACCUCGUCAACGCCUCUCGAGGCGUGAAGAUCAUGGGUGACCUACGCAACAAGCUGCCUGACUGCUCAGCGUGUGGAAAAGGGAAGACAAGACGAAUUGUUCGACGUGCCCCACGCGAGUCUAUAGCGUGGGCAAAACCAGGAUCAAGAGUGGCGUUCGACUUUCACUCGAUUAGCCCUCAAGGAUACGGAGGCUAUAUGUCUACGGUAAUACUCUCUGACCGACUAACAGGAUACUCGUGGGACUACUACCUUAAGGACCGUACAACAGAGACGCUCCUCGAGGUAUUCGAUCUCUUCAUGGCCAUGAUGAAGACGCAAUAUAAUAUACAGGUCAAAGUCUUCGAAUGUGACCGCGAGGUUGCAACGAUUCAUCAGCAAGUCGCUACUCACCUUCAAUCUCAAGGGGUGGUCCUCGAACCCUCUGCGCCCAAUACGCAGGCCCAGAACGGAGGCGCCGAGCGAAUCGCAGCAGUUAUCAAGGAGAAGGCUAGGACCCUUCGCGAGGCAGGCAAGUUCCCUGAGAUGCUGUGGCCCGAAAUCGUUGCCGCCGCGACGUAUUUAUACAACAGGACGCCGUCAGCGGCGCGCGGCUGGAAAACGCCCUUCGAACGGUUCCAUAAUCAGUUUCGCGGCCCAGAUCUCGGGAAGCCUCAUCAAGCCCACCUUCGAGCGUACGGCUGCAAAGUGUAUGCGCUCACAACAGACGCACAGCUAGGCAGGAAUAAGUCGAGAAAGCUUCAACCGAGAGGAUGGAUAGGCUACCUCAUUGGGUAUAGUACUAGCAACUCCUACCGCGUGUGGAAUCCGCUUACUGCCCGCGUUAUCACAACGCGAGACGUUGUGUUCAGGGAAACCGAGUUCUUUAAUAGAGAUAUCAACGAGCUGCGGGAUAACCUCAAAGACCUCGACGUGAACGAGCUCAACGCUCUUCUCGCGCGACUAGAGGUCUCGCCUACAGGGAUAACAUCUCCAGAGUACGCACACACCGCAGACGAAGAAGUCGAUGAAGUCCAGUACAUUGAAGACGAAGAGGCACAAGAAUACACCGCACCGCCGUCGCCUAAGUACGUGGAGUCACGAUUCGAACUCAAUACACCACCGCGGACGCUACCCACCUCGUUCUUCGCAGGCCUUGAGGAGGCACUCGGAGUGAAGGGGUGGAGGAAGAGACGUGCUUCGAUCGCUCCUGAGGCGGUUCAUGCACGCGAAUCGAUCCACGAAGAGUUUCCAAUUACCACUCCGCGUACCUCCUGGCAAGCCGCUUUCCUCGGCGGCACCAGAACGGGUAGAAAACGAGUGAAGAUGAAGCAAAAGGCGAAGAACGCCGAUACCAGCCUGGAAGCGGUAGCCCGUGUCAGGUGA